This is a messenger RNA of Nematostella vectensis (starlet sea anemone), 2306 nucleotides long. Its product is annotated as ras-related protein Rab-4B. Gene Ontology annotation, cellular component: endosome. The transcript is spliced from 7 exons. The coding region runs from base 135 to 788 and encodes 217 amino acids. Gene Ontology annotation, biological process: Rab protein signal transduction; regulation of endocytosis. Gene Ontology annotation, molecular function: GTP binding; GTPase activity. Lineage: Eukaryota; Metazoa; Cnidaria; Anthozoa; Actiniaria; Edwardsiidae. The record is from RefSeq and is a predicted model, not a curated record.
AUUUACCGGGGUCUGCGCUGCAUUCUGGGAGUAUCAUCAGCGACGAGCAGACAUUUUAUUAUUAUUUCCAUGAAGAACAACGCUAUUUUCGUUUGAAAAUCGAUUUGAGCGAUCAGUGAUAACACAAUCUGACAAUGUCAGAAACGUAUGAUUUCCUUUUCAAAUUCCUUGUUAUCGGUAGCGCUGGGACAGGAAAAUCGUGUAUUCUCCAUCAGUUCAUUGAAGGAAAAUUCAAACAGGACUCAAGCCAUACUAUUGGUGUAGAGUUUGGGUCCAAAAUAGUAAAUGUUGGAGGGAAAUCAGUAAAACUACAAAUCUGGGACACUGCAGGGCAGGAGCGGUUUAGGUCUGUAACAAGGAGCUAUUACAGGGGAGCUGCAGGGGCUUUGCUUGUUUACGACAUCUCAAGCCGAGAGACUUUCAACUCGCUGACCAAUUGGUUAACAGAUGCCAGGACCCUCGCAAGUCCCAAUAUUGUGAUCAUCCUAGUGGGCAACAAGAAAGAUUUGGAUGGCGACAGAGAAGUUACUUUUCUAGAGGCCAGCAGAUUUGCACAGGAAAAUGAACUCAUGUUCUUGGAGACCAGUGCACUCACUGGUGAAAAUGUAGAGGAGGGAUUCUUAAAGUGUUCCAGAACAAUUCUCAACAAAAUCGAAUCAGGUGAACUUGACCCUGACAGAAUGGGAUCAGGUAUCCAAUAUGGUGACCCUUCCAUGCGACGGUCAAUAAGACCAGGGAGAGGCCGGGGGGACAACAAGAAUAAAUGCCCGGGUUGCUCCAAGCAGUAAAAGACCCUUAAGAACCGGAAUCAAUUAUCACCUCUAAGGCCCGCUUAGUGUUUGACACCAGCUAUUGAGUUAUUUUAGUUUAUAAAUAAGAAGUGGUUAGGCUACAGAGGUCAAAAGGCAAUGUUUGUACAGUGGGCACUAUUGCCAAUGAGACAAGAUCCACAGACUUGAUACAUAGUAUCAUCAUCCCAUAAAUUUUAAAGUCAUUUAUUCUUGAUGCAAGGAGUCAAUGUCUUGAAUCAGGAUCUUGUCCACAUACAUAUUCUUUCUAGUUUGAUAAGGUUUGUGCUUUCAGCAAUUGCACAUCUAAAUUAGGUGCUACUGAUUAUAACUGGAUCUAUGUAUUUCUUUCUUUGACAAGUGUAUUGCAACAUAAAACACUUAAACAAAUUUCAUUUCUUUGUCAAACAAAAAUCUCCACUCAUAGGAGAACUACAGUAUUUCAUUGCAUUAUUCAAGCAAUACAAUGUCCUAAGUCAAAAUGAUAUUAGAGGAUUUUUUUUAUUCUAAGUAUGUUCUUAUAGCUAGACAAUAUUAAUGCAAUAAGUACUAGACAAUAUUUGCUUAUUUUUGUUCAUGACUCUAUUUUUCAACGUUGUGUUUUGCUAAGGCUGGGGUAAACUCACUGGGAUAAUUUUGAAAUAAUUUAGUUGGGUUUUGAUUGUAGAGAAUCACAGCUGCAAAAGAUGACAUUGAUUACUUCACAAAUUGUUCAAGCAUUAUAGUCUUCUUCUAGUUGUUACUAUUGAGUAUGCUAUCAGAAAAUAACACAAAUAACCCAUCAGUGACUAGUCUCCAUCAAAGUUGUUCUGACAUCUGUCAUCCAGUGAUCAGUAACGACCGCUCACCUGAAAUGACCAUUUCUUUCUCAGAAUUAGCCAAUCAAUGAUUGACUUUCAGGACCAGUUCCUAGAAAGCAGGUUAGCGUUAAUCUAGGGAUAAAUACGGCUAUCUUGACAUUUGAUUGGUUAAAAAGGGCAUUCAUCCCUGGGUUAGCGUUAACCUGCUUUCUAAGGACCCGGCCCAGAACUUUUGGUCAUUUGCUGAAUGGUUUAUACAGAAAGUGGUAGGUCUGCUAUUCUUUAGGGUGUCUAUUUGCAGAGCAUCAUUUCUUACUGUAUUGUGACAUACGUUGCUGCUAGGUAUGCAGAAUUGGGGCUGUGAGCUACUCUUAUUUUAAUGAUCAACAUCUAUAGACUCAGUUUGUACUAGGCAAAUGGUAAGAUAUGUUUUUUUUUUGUAAAAUCCAAGAAAUAUUUGUGAUUGUUUGGAGGGUAUUCCCCCUACUCCCUGAAGAUGUGGUAUUUGGGGUUUCCCCAAUAAUGUGGUGUUGGGCUGUUUUGCUUUAGUCUUUUAUGGGACUCUCUUGAAAUAACAGAAUAACAGAAAUAACUAUGAUUCAACAUGUUUUUAUUUCAUACUCCCAUGCAAGCAAAAAUUCGGAUGGAUUUGAAAUUGUUAAUAUUGAUGUUGUAAAAUGCCUUUCUAGAUAAUAAACUGCAUAAUUUUCCUGCUGAA